CACGGCAGCUUUUCUGCAGAAUACCGAGGUGGCGCCACAUUCCCAGUCCAUGGGAGGCACGGAUUCAAAUAGUCGACCAAGUCCUCGGAGCUCUCGGAGCGCCUCCCAGGCCCCCUGAGGAAUCUUUCGGAGCAUUCGGAGUGUUCAGAGCUUUCAGAGUCCCACAUGUGAGCAGCCGACGCUGCCGCAGUCGGCUCAGCAGCGCUCGUCCCCGUGUGCUGUCAAAAGACAGCGUCAGUGAAAGGAGAAUCUUUGUGCGGUUUUGAGUUUGUCACGACGUGGUUCUUUUGUGAUCGCUGUUGCUUAUUGCGGUGCAGCUUGUUGGAUAGCUCUACGGCACGCCACAGCUCUGUGGAUUUAUCUGCAUUUGCGAUAGGAUGGACCAGGUCAGCAUUGUUUUGACUUCUUGAGCAAUGCCUACCCGCUGCACAGGGGACACCGAAAGUGACUGUCAAGCUACUUGAAAGCCGUUUGUCAGUAUGGAGACGAGCUGAACACAGGACUGGGAACACAGCCGCCACCGCCCUUGCCGAAGUUGUAGUAGAGUACAACUGCACCGAGCGGCGGGCGUUCCUCGGGCCUCCCCCUCGCGCGGCGCGCGAUGGACCACUCGGUGAAGGCGAUGCACCGCAAGGCGGCCUUCUCGAGACUGCUGCGCGGCCGGCGCUUCGAGAACGCCGACCUGGAGCAACUGUACCAGCGGUACACUUUCAAGCUGCAGCAGUCCUCGAUCGCCAGCGUCCUGGGACUGCUGGUGACGCUGAACGUGACGCUGGCCUCGAUCGACUUGGCCUACCGGCGCGGCUCGCCCUCCCUCCUCGGUCUGCUGCACCUGGUGCACGGCCUGCUGUUCCUGGGCGCCUUCAGCUUCAUGGCCCUGCGCAGACUCGAGGACUCCGCCCUGCUGGCCCUGUGUCACGGCGCGCUGGCGCUCGCCUCCACCUUCUCGCUGCUGUCCAUGCCGUGGUCGGUGGGCGACGGCUUCUGGCAGCUGCGGCGGGGCGGCCCGGCCGACGGCCUCUGGGAGCUGCUGUUCGUGCUCUUCCUGUCGUACACCAUGCUGCCGGUGCGCACCAGGGUGGCGCUGCUGCUGGGUGCAGCCCUGUGCGUCGUGCACACGCUGUGCGCCGUCUUCUGCGCCCACGUCCCGCCUGGACAGGACAGGACGGUGCAGGUUGCUGCCAACGUGCUGGUGUUUGUGUGUGGGCACCUGGUGGGGGUGUUUGUGCAUUCCAUCAUGGAGCAUGCACAACGGAAGGCCUUUCUGGACACGCGGAACUGUAUCAACGCCCGUCUGCACAUGGAGGAUGAGAAUGAGAAACUCGAACGACUACUGCUGAGUGUGUUGCCACAACAUGUCGCCAUGGAAAUGAAAGAAGACAUCAUAGCUCCUCGAGCUGGCCAGUUUCACAAAAUCUACAUACAAAAACAUGAAAACGUCAGUAUCCUGUUCGCUGACAUUGUUGGCUUCACAGUGCUGGCCUCUCAGUGCAGCGCCCAGGAGUUGGUUAGGCUCCUGAAUGAGCUGUUUGGUCGCUUUGACCAGCUGGCCAACGACAACCACUGUCUGCGCAUUAAAAUCUUGGGUGACUGCUACUACUGUGUGAGCGGCUUGCCUGAGCCUCGUUCAGACCAUGCUCACUGCACUGUUGAGAUGGGGCUAGACAUGAUUGAUGCUAUAGCGUCGGUAGUGGAGGCCACUGAGGUGCAGCUCAACAUGCGGGUGGGAAUUCACACGGGCCGGGUGCUGUGUGGAGUACUGGGUCUACGCAAAUGGCAGUAUGACGUCUGGUCCAACGACGUAACUUUGGCCAAUGCAAUGGAGGCUGGUGGCAUCCCAGGGCGUGUACACGUGACAGAGGCAACUGUGGAGUGUCUGCACGGCGAGUACCAGUUGGAACCAGGCAGAGGGCAGGAGCGCAACAGCUACUUGCGUGAACACAAUGUCAACACAUUCUUCAUUCGACCACCUGCACACAGGAGAAAGCAGACGAUGCUGUUUAACCAGCUGCACGUCCGACGCAUGGCUGGCCGCAAGCUGUCAUUCAAGAAUGUCUCCAAUGUCGUGGUGCAGCUGUUGCACUCUAUCAAGUACAGCAUUGAUGUGCCCUUUGCCAACAUGGCAAUGCCUGGCCCCAGUGGUACAGCUGAGAAGCAGCCAAGCAAGAAGUUCAAGAUGACCGAUAAACUUCACAAACCACUAAAGAAAAGGCAUUCUGUGGUAUACCAUCAACCAAGCAAUCGCAUAAAUAAGUACCUGGCACAGGCCAUCGAGGCCCGCAGUGUGGACCGAGAGAAAUCCAAUCAUGUCAACAUGGUCACCCUCUGGUUCAAGGACAAGACCAAGGAGGAACAGUACCACCGUGAGAAGGAUCACGGCUUUGGCAACAGCCUCGCUUGCAUCCUAGGAGUACUUCUCUUGCUGAGUGGAGUAGAGGCCACUGUGCUACCAAGGACUCUGAUUCUCGUGGUGCUGUCGGUGACUGCAUUUGUAUGUGUCUCCCUGUUUCUCAUCUUAGUCCUGGCUGCACAACUCAGGUGCAUCCAUUGGGACAUCAGCCGUAAUUUCGUUCUGCGAAUGUUCAUCACAAUCCUCUCAUUGCUGCUCAUCUAUUCUGUAGCCCAAGUCAACAUGGUGUCGUGUAUGGCUGACUGCCACAAGGAAGCAAAUGAGACGACGGCAGUGCCUGCCAGGCCUCACGGUGCAGAGUGGCCGCAUCGGCUGUGCCCACUGCCCCAGUACCUGGUAGUGUGCUGCCUGCUGACGCUGCUACCUGCCUCAGCCUUCCUGCGCCUACCACUCUUGGUCAAGGUGUUGCUGCUCUGCCCCAUGGGCAUUGCCUUUCUUGCCCUCGUCGAGAUCUCACAUGCACAGGUGUUCUUCUGCUACGACCAAAAUGCCCACACAUUGGUACCGCUGCAUGUACUAGCUGUAGUGGGCAUUGUCCACAUGCUGAUGGCUGUGCUCAUCCAUGGUCGCCAAGUAGAGUGGACAGCUCGCCUCGAUUUUCUUUGGAGCCUGCAGGCCAAUGAAGAAAAACAGGAAAUGCACGACCUAGAGAGCAGCAAUCGAAGAAUAUUAUUCAAUCUACUUCCUGCGCACGUGGCCACACAUUUUCUGGACAAUCAGCUAAGGAAUAACAUGGAGUUGUACCAUCAGUCAUACAGCCGUGUGGGUGUCAUGUUUGCCUCCAUCCCGAACUUCCACGAGUUCUACAUGGAACUGGAUGGCAACAAUCAAGGUGUUGAGUGCUUGAGGCUUCUGAAUGAGAUCAUCGCGGAGUUUGACCAGCUGCUGGAUGGUGAUCAGUUCCGAGCGAUUGACAAGAUCAAGACAACUGGCAGUACAUACAUGGCUGCCAUUGGGCUCAUGCCUGACGCACGAAUCGGGGAUGACCAUGAAUCUGCUGCCAGCUACAUGAGUACCAUGGCAGAGCUUGUGUUCACCAUGAAGGACUGCCUUGCUGACAUCAAUGAAAAUUCUUACAACAACUUCAUGCUUCGUGUUGGGCUCAACAUUGGUCCUGUAGUGGCAGGAGUGAUUGGAGCCCGCAAGCCACAGUACGACAUCUGGGGAAACACAGUCAACGUGGCCAGCCGCAUGGACUCCACGGGCCUGCCCAACCAUACUCAGGUGACCGAAGAAGUCUAUCAGCUGCUUCGAGACGGACCCUACCUGUUCCAGUGCCGUGGGAAAGUCAAGGUGAAGGGCAAAGGAGAAAUGACAACAUACUUUCUCAUGGACCGCAAGACCAACUGCUCAGCGUCCAGCCCAAGGGAGGACGGCGUCUCUGGGGGCCAUCCUAGCACAGUGCCUCAGCAGGAGGAUAAUAGCCUCUCUGGAAGUCUGCCUCCGCACUUAAGCUCAAACUCCCUGCAGCUGAGAAGAGAAAGUGGGUCCACUCCCAACAGUUGGGCAGGGCAGCACCAAAAGGCAGCACCACUGGCACCUCAUGAUGAUGUUCUACCAUACACCCAGCCCAAGCCCAUCAUUGUCUCAAGCACGCCUCCGCAUGGGUCCAGAUCGAGAGUGAAAACUGGAGUGUCUUCCAAGCCAGAGUCCCUUACACGUGGUGACCCCUGGGAGAGUUUGAAACAAAUAAGGGUGCCUCCUCCCUCGCUACCUGGUGACCAAAGUGAGGCUGUGCUGACUGAUGACUGCAGCCUCGACCCCCGGUCAGAAAGUGCAAGCAGUCACCUUGAUGACAGGAAUUCUAGCAGUGGUAGUCUCAUUAUGGAAAGUAGCUGUUUAAAUGACCAGCCGUCAUCGCCACAUGGAAGCUUGCCCGGUCCUGGCUUUCCCUUGCUGUUGUUAAAAAACUCGCACUGUCCUCAAGCAAACUGUAUGUACCCGUAUUCUCAAUCUAUGGGCGACUAUGAGGCAAGUCCCAAUUUCAUUGGCCAAGGUCUCCCUCAAGUUGGUCGCUCUCCUAGCCACAAUGUUAGACAGUCACAUGAUGGUAAGUUAAGUCACACAUUGCCAGAAGCAGCAGCUCCCAACACAAGGCAGGAUCCAGAGCUUGCAGUGUAUUUCACAAACUCUUCAGCAUCACGUAAACGAACUCAUGAAGAGGCAGUUCGCAACGCGGUGGCAUCACCUCCGGUCGACUCUCCAGAGCAGGUGCCUCGUAAACAGCUCUGCAACUCAAGUCCGGCAUCACAGAGACUUGUCUGGCAGCAUGGCAAGGUCAGGGCUCCACUCCUGUCUAUGCGCCACGACGCUGAUGAGUUACCUAUGGAAGACUAUCUGGAAAAUGGGAACUGCAGUGUGGCAGUUCAGCCAAGAUAUGCCGUGGGCGACAUUCUCAACGGAAAUUCUCCACGUGUUCUCAUGAGGCUUGACGAGGACUCUGCGGGCAUCGCGCUACGAUUGGCCGAAGCAGGCCACCCUCUCAGUGGGCCACUGUUGCACCUUGACUCGCGAAGCAGCUGGAGCAACGAUGGUUCGAGCGAGGCAGACGAGGAAGGAGCCCCGCUAAUGGACAAUCACGGUGGUGGCUACACAACAGAUGACGCGUCACUUGCCAAUGACCAAGGGCUAACAGACGCGGAGGGGGCCCUAAGCGACCUCAACUCGCUCCUCAAUGACGCUGGCCACGAAGGGGAUGACACGAGUAUCUCCUCACGCGCCAGCAGCCGCUUGCUCAGCAUUGACUCACUCAGUGUUACUUAUGACUCAGAGUAUGACAACUAUGGAGUUGGUUUCAAUGGUGCCAUGGGCCGCACUGAGGACCUGAGGUCACUCACUGACUGCAUAGCUCGCAACUUCGGCCAUUGCGUGAGUGACAACGAAGACAGUGACGUGCUUGCCUGAUACUUCUCUCCAGCCCCCCUUUGCACCCAAAUAGCCUAAUUGGUGACAACUACGUUAUCUUUCUGGCUCUUUUAAAAAAUGACUCUCGUGUUGACAUGCUCAGUAUACAUAAAUGCACAUCUUCUUCAUGUGUUAAUUUCUGCCACAGCUUGUGUAGUAAUUUCAUGUUUAUUCAAGCUUUAUCCUUCUGUAAUGUUCACUUCUCAGGAUACAUCUCAACUGUCUGAAAGACAGACUAUCUCACCCUAAAUGCACAAUAUUAGAGAGUGAACGAAAGGAUUGGCCACAAUUCAUUGCUCUGUAAACAUAAUUCGCAAUUAUAUGUUCGUAAAAUGCUAGGACCCAAGGCCAGCCAGAUUACAUAAGGCAGUGGUAGACGAACAUGAUGCAAUUUUGUUUCGCUCUUUUUCGUAAGUGUCACUAUGCCUUUAGGAGCUGUUUUGAGAGGUAUAUUAGAGGAGUUCGAAAAUGCGAGCUUCAGCAGAAUGUUUUUUACUCACUGGCCAUUUCAAGCUAGGCAAGAUUGCAAGGUAGCAUAUUGAAAAUAGUGCAAAAAAUGGACAGUACAGAGUGUUUGUGCUAUGUUUCUGCUUUGUUUCCAGAAAGUUGCACAGCAGUUUCAUACACAAGUGGCAGCUUGCACUUAACAUACUCGUUUUAUCAUGCUCUGAAUUGUCACUUAGUGGAAUUUGAUGUGUGUGUUGGAGUGCACCUACCAUUUCACUUCAAACUAUUUCACUUCAAUACAGUUUGUGAGUCUGCUGCCCAGCCAGCUUUUCCAGGAAGUCGAUUUUUCUGGGUAACCAAAACGUGGCCGUCACUGGGCUUAUGCUCAUCGAAGACUGCACUUUCAAAAAUUGUUGCUUUGUGGAAGUGGGUGUGAAUGCUUUUUUGAGAAAUGGGUAUAGCUGUCUUUUAUUUGGAUAUGUUUAUUAAAACCUGUUUUUGUUCUUAACACACAUAUAAUUUCUAUGAAAAGCACAGUACAGCGUGCUGUAGUAACAUCAUUGCAGUUGGAAUUACUACCCAGUAAGUGGGUAUACCGGAGAAGAAGGGAAAAAAAAAAAAAAAAAAAAAAAAAACCAGGGAGACUGCUCUUAUAUUUCUUUUUCUCUCACAGUGGUCUUACGAUAUGCACUUGAGCACUUGUCUGGUUGUAACAAUUAAUGGCUGGAGAAAUACAAGUUCUCCGUAAGGCAGAAACAAUAGAGACAUCUAUUUCUUGAGUGUCCGCAUGUAUAAGCUGCCAAACAUGUGUGCACACCUCAGAUCUUUUAACAGCAACGUGCAGAAGUGCCUUAUUGUUCCUUGUUCUAACAGCCACUGGCAUUAUCAGCAGCAAUAGGUCUAGUGGUCACUGCACCUCAGGUUGUGUUUCACAUGCACUUGGAAAAAAUGUAUCACAUAGGACCAACGAUGUGCUUUGAUCCACUUCAUGGCUGAUAAAGCAUACAUUUGAGCGUAUCUAUGCCAAGAUCAGUGCACAAUUGCAGCACCAGUGAUAUGGUGCAAUUAUUUCAAGUGCAGAUAGAAUACACCUUGAGCCUCAGUGCCCCUUUUACCUGAUCUCACUGAUAAUGCCACUGGAUCUCGAUUGAAAGUGCAGAAUUACUGGCACCUAUGUGCUUGUGCAUAGUUAUUGAAGGUACCGAGGAGUGCACAUUCUUUCUCGCUUCGCACAUAGUGUGGUUGUAAUGAACAACCUGCAAUUUUGCAGUUGCUAUAGACAGCAGAGAACAAGCAGGCAUCAUCCAUUUAUUUUCUCCUUUUCACUUUGAUGUUACUUUAGAAUAUUUUCGUUUUACCACAAGGAGGCAGAUAAAAGAUGCCCUGAGGUGCUUGCACAUCACUACAGUGGAGGCUUGUCAAUGCAGUUCAUCAUUUGGAUGAUCUGCGCUUUAAAAUCUCAAAACGGCGUUUCCACUGCCACUGACUCUUAGUGGUGGCAGUGCCUGCGUUAGCCUUAGGUAUGUUACAUUUGACCCACCGCACGAUUGUUCAGGGUGCUUGACCUAUUGCAUAAAACAUAGGGUUGUCCUUGUUAUCCAGGUUUCAGUGGCUGUGGCCAUCUUAUGUCAACAUUGCACAAGCAUAAAAUGUAGUUUGCAGCUAUGCUGUAGGAAUAGUUAUAAUUCAACUACCACUUUUUGGCCAUGUAUUUUCAAUAGUAUACACUGGCUUGCUGUUGAACUAGUCAUAGUGAGAACUUGAAUGUAGCAGUUACAAAGGUCUUGCUUGCAGGAUAAGUGCAGUUAAAUUUGAGAAAGUAGUCAAAGCAUUCAGUGCCACUUCAUAUGUCAUCUUUAUCCAGCCCUAAUGCCAGCUCUUAAUUUAACGCCAAAUUGUGCAGUUUCAUAUGCACAAUGCAUACAUUUGUCAAAUUAUGGUGUUUGUUUAUAUAUAUACAUAUGCAGAAAGGUAGGAAGUUUCAGUUAAGUGGAAUUAUUCGUGGCAGUGCACAAUCAAGAGUGUUAGUGAAGAAGGAUGUACAUUUAACCCGCAAUUAGAACAGUACAGCCAUUGGCAAGCAUAUACUCGCAUGACAUGCACCACGCUCACCCGUCUUCUGAAAGCAUUCACACCUAAACUUCUUGUAUAGCAUUUUCCCAUUUCCAGAGGCAACUGUUUGCUAGGUCAAGGAAGCAUUUUGUGAAAAUUGUUUCAUUGUAUGUUACACAGUACUAAAGCUGUUUCCAUCAGACUAAAAGGCACAUUGUACUUUCUAAAAAUUAAGUUUGCAUUCUCGAUAUGUACUGAUCAGAGUUUGCCAAGCAUUAUCCAUUGAUGAUGUCAUUCACAGCCCAAGAAUUUAGUUAAAAUUAUAGGCUUUUGGUGAGUUCUUUGGUGAAUGAGGUGGAAUGUGCUUGCACAUAUAAUGAGCAUAUACAGCUUUACUAAUCUCUGAAUUCUAGCGAGGUGAAUCUAUUUUGUGAAUUCUAGCAGCACUGUGCCUCUUCCAAUCACUGGACCAUUUGUGGCUGUUCGUAGUACGUGAUAUGAGUCACGCUAUACCGCAAGCAAUGGAAUACGAACUCCCCAAUAAGCAAGCGUAGUUCAUUUGAAAAUGCCGGGAUCAGGCUGCAACAGUUCCUCCUGGCCAAAACCCUCUAAGGCAGUUACACUGCUAUUGCUGGGCUAGUUGACAGACUCUCAUACUCUACUGUAAAUCACUAACUGGAAACUCCAGGGUACAUUGUGCUCCAAAAUGAAGGGUUGUCCUCUGGGCGAGGCAAACUUAAGGACGUGUACUGAAUAGGCAGGUUGGUAUCGAUCCAAAUGUAGUAUAAAGUUACAAUAACCUAUACAGUUUUCUUAAAAAAGAAGUCUUCACGAUUGAAGAAAUGUAUUGCGGUAUCAGCACUAAACCAAGCACCACUGUUUCCUAGGCAGUUCACUAUAUCAACUGAGCUAACUGGGAGGCUAGUAGAUGGCAAGGUGAACGUGAAUUAAUCAACAACCUGAAGUGCAGGAACACUGAAUAAGCAAACUGAUUCUGCAGAAAUGCACAGGGUAGAGGAAGUUUUAUGAACCCCUUUCAUAACUGUAAGGCCAGCUUUCCUAUGACGCAGACUGACAAGCUAUGAUGAUGGCUUAGUAGUUUUUGCAAUCAGCUCGUACAAGCAUAGUUUGUGCAUUUUAUGACAUGCAAAAUGUGUAGAUGUGGCUCUCGUAGUGAAACCAUGUGCAGGAGACAAGCCAGCAUGUGCAGCUCAGACUCCGUCUGCAUUUGAUCUGCGAGCGGCACCGCCACUAGAUGGGCAAAUGUGCUCGGCAGAGAAGUGCACUCGCGAAUUAGGAAAUAUGGUAGUUGGCAAGAACCAAAUGGUCACCUCAAAAGUAGCUUCAGGUGGAUGAUUUGGUAUAGGUAGUGCACAAAAAAACGAGAACCAGAGGUGAGAGUCGAUCAGGAUUGCUAUAUGGGCUUGUUGGUAUGAUAUCUACUUUGUUGUAGUGCAGGCUGAACGACAAGGAAACAAAAAGGCACAUUAGACAAACACACAGCGCUGUGCAUUUGUCUAAUGUUGUUCUGUUCGUGCUACAACAAAGAAAAGGUGAGAGAAAGCAGUUGCACAGAGGAAGGAGGCACUAUUUCUGCAGCGACACCUAUAGCACGACGCAUGUCCCUCUGUCUCUUUUUGUCCUCGUUUUUGGUGCGCUAUGUACAAUGAAUCGUGUGUUAAGGACCCAUCCAAACAAUUACGCUUCAGGUGGAUGCCAGCUUUAUCUGUCAGUAAAGCUUCCCCGACCUUGCAGUUUUUCACAGAAUUCAUUUCCUAGUGCAAAUUAAUUUGCUGUGCCAAUGCCGUUUUUGUCUCAACCUUGACAGCAUAGUGCUUGUGCUCUGUUACUCACCUUCAUCCUCACCUUUAUUGCACUCUUAGUUAUAUAUCACUGAUACAUGCCAAUCAACUCAGAUUUCUCUCCUCCCUAAGAGGGUGCACGCUCUGAAAGAAGGCAGCAAAGCACAAGUGUGCAGUCACGAGACACUAAAUUAUAUGGGAAGGCCAUUUUAUCUGCCAUUUGAAUGAAAUCAAGGAAAUGGCAAAGUUGUUCUUUUUAUACAGGUGCACAAGCACAUGAACAUUGAUUGCAGUUCUCUGUAAGCUGUUCUUCUACGGCUGGAAAAAAAAAUACAGCUGCUUGUUCCAUAUUUCAAAACUUCACUUUCUUGUUGUUCUAGUGUAGAAAGGAUUGCAACACACUGUUGGCCAGAUAACAGGGUUAAUACUCCUUAUUUUUACAUCUGUUUUGAAAAGCAUCCAUCAACAAGGCAACAUUUCAUUAUGUGUUUAGCAAUAAACAACAUAGCAAACCCUACGAAAAAUAAUUUUGCAAAAGGCUUUUUCUGUUCAUUGUUUCAAUGACGAGUUGGCUCAUUUUGUUCUGUGGACAAGAGCACUAAUAACUGGCUGUAACUUGCUUGGCAUGCAUCCAAGGAUUUGGCAUCCAUAGUAUUUCUUAAGGCUUGGAUUUAUAUUAGUACUGCUGCUUCUUUCCUAUACAGUAGACUUAAUUUGAAGUGAAUGUGAAAGGUGGACCUUGAAAGUGUGUUGUCUUACCAGAUGUUUGUAAACUCUUUUGUUUAUCAAGGUAUUUGGCUUAACAGAGCUUGCCCUAAAGAUAGUCUAUUGUAGUUUUGCUCACUGCAGCUGGGGACAAAUGUUUACAGGCCGUGGAAAAUGUACAAAAAAGGAAAUUCUAGCAUUUAAAAAGAAUUUCCUUGCUCCUGGUUGAGGGCUGUGAGCUUUUGUCACCAGUAGUACAGAUCUUCUGUAGUGUAAUAAUGCAUUGCACUCGCUCAAAAACAUUUUUUGUUGUUUUCUUGGAAUACACGCAAUGCAGAGUAAGAUAUGUAGAAAUUGCUGCAGAGCUCUUAUGUUACAGCACAUUGCCUACCAUGUUUAAGCAAUGUUACAGUGCCUGUAUGCCCCCAUUAACACUGCUGAGCCUGUCUUUAAUGACAUUUUGUACUCCCUGCCAUGAUUUCUUGGAAUUUUCUUGGAGCCGCACUAUCGCUGCUGUUAUCGCGUGAGUGAAACAGUCUAUAGGCACACUACAGUUGUAAACACGGACUGCAUUGGUGACUCAUCAAUCAAGGUGAAUAGAGAAGGGACCACAAAUGUGUGGCUGACAAUAAGGCAGUUCUGGUGUUGAUACCACCAACAUGGCGUCAGCGAGUGUACACCGUAUUUGAUCAUGCAAGACCUUCACUCUUAUUCCAUUGCAGGGUGCAAAUCUUGCACAAGUCAGAAUAGCGGCCACUUGCUCAUACCAAGUACUGCACUGCGACUGCUACUCACAAUCUUCUAUCACUAAUGACACAGUUCGAAGACUAUUAUUCUUCAGUAGUUUCAUCACUUUUAAUGUUCCAAUUGCUAAACAUGAAUUGCUGCAUGCAUUAAUAUUAAUGCAAGCACCAUUUGGUGAAGCUCUUUUCCCAAUUUAUUUUGCCUGGGCUGUAGGGAAUGCAGGCCUUACAUGAGUAAAUAUGGUACAUGCAUGCACACAACCACCUUACUUUAAACUUCUAGUGUCAGACAGUAUUGCUCCUGUUUGCGUUGAUGCUCCAAACAUCUUAACAACAACAAAGUAACACCAAAACAAGCUUUGUAAUGCUAAAGCUCUGGCAGUGCUGUAGUCUGAAAUAGCACUGUGAUAUUUGUUUAGAGCCUCACCAUUUAGUUCAGGGGAAACAAAAUAUGUGGUGUCGUGUGAGAAAAAGCACCACAAACAUAUUUAUGGUGUAGGCUAUUUCUCGAAAUCAUUCAACUUGUCAGAAUAUACCAUCAGGCAUGCAUUUCUAUCACACAUCACCCCAAACAGUGCCAUGUUACUAUAGACACUUUCGCUGUUUACAAACAUACGCCCUGGACGGCUUCUGGUUUGGCUCACUGACGUAGUCCGCUAAAUAUAGCGAGCAAGAAAGGCAAUGGUGGUGAUAUAGAUUAGCAGGAGUGCACUUUGUGAUCCAGCACAGUAGACGGAAUUUUCUUGGAGCCGCACUAUCGCUGCUGUUAUCGCGCGAAGUGAAACAGUCUAUAGGCACACUACAGUCGUAAACACGGACUGCAUUGGUGACUCGAACAGUGCAUGGUACAUUACAUUAUGUAUAGUUGAUCAAAUUACUUUUGGCUAUUUUAUGCUAUUAUUCUUGAUAUUUAGAACGUUUUUUUUUUCUCUUUCUUUUUUUCGCUAAGUGAUCUCAAUGGACAGUUAAAGAGCUGGGCUGCGAUUUUCUAGCGAUGCCUUUUCCAAUGCUAUUCCUUUUUGCACUUUGUCAGCGGUCAGCAUCACGCUCCGCUCGUUUGUCAAUGGGAUCAGCUGGUCAUGAAUGGUAGCCUUCAUGUGCUUCAGCACAAAUGUGCCUUCAGAAGCUCUCAUAAACGUAAUACCAUUCAUCCACAAAUGAUUUCACUGCAGGUGACAGUACAAGUGGCAGCUCAACAUUUCAAUAUUGCUGAAAUACACUAAAACAGGAAUAGGAAGCAACCCAGAAGCCAAUGGCAGCGUUAAUCAGUCAGAGCUACAGUUAUUGUUUGGUAUGUUUGCCAAGCUGUUCCGCAUCAAGAGGAAAUAUAGGUUGAGUAUCACGAUAGUUGCAUUUGUUUCUAAGGGCCCAAGGCCCCCACAUUUGCAAGCAUACCCCUCCCUCUCUCUCACACACACAUACUUUCAUGAACAUUGAACAAAAUUCCCAACAUCACUAGUGCCAUUCAGCACUAAAGUUGCUUACAUAAUGUUAACUCUUCUUUGCACAUUUCCAGUGAUUCACAGUGCACUUUUGUUUCCACUCACAAGAAAAGUUUUGAGGUUAUAUAAGCAUGGUGUGAAAGAACCUUGUGACAACUGUUGUGUUAGUGUGCCGGAUACUACUUCAUACCGAGCAUUACCGCACAGAAACAAAUGCCACAAGGCCACUGCGACAGAAACAACUAGUAAUAACCUUCAUGCGACAUUCUUUAUUUUCUAGUAUUGAUGAAUGUCCGAACAAGUACUGUGCAUUCUGAAUGGCUAUGCCAGCAUUCAUCAACAUGAACAGGACAAAAACUUGUCUGAGUCCUCUAUACUUACUUUUGACAGAGCCUAUACACAAAUGUGCCCUCAAGGUAUGGAGCUCGAAGACACACUAUGAACAGUGGGGUAAACAGAUUUUUUCUGCUUACACCACAAGCUUCAGUCUUGAUAGUAUGCCACGCUGUGUUUUCUGCACUACUCCUGGACACCCACCAACAGUUCUUAGCUCAAAUAUUUUUUGUUAGCUUAUUGAGCAAGAUAAGGGGUGACACCACUUAACUGUGGUGCAAAAACUGACAGGAUAGAGAUUUGGGCUAGUUGGUUGAAGAUUUUAAACUGCAGUGCUAGAAAAAGACGCAACACAAAGAAUGGCAAGAACACAGCGCAGUGUUGUUGCAUGGUUCUUUUUUGUGUCACUUCCAUUUCAUGUGCUGCAGUUCAAGAUGUAGAGUGCAAGGCAGUGUACAAGCAAAAAAAAAAUAAUAAUAAUAAUUCUCUAUCCUCUCUAAGCACACAGCUUACUUGAGCAUACUUGCUGCACACAACUUACACGGUGUGUCUCCCUUGAAGAAGCUAGACUGUGCUCUUAGGCCACAGAAAUUUGGUUUUAUCACAAGUUUCGCAUCGUGAAAGCUUUUGUUUGCAGGUGUAGAUACCAUGCUAUUCUCUUCUUUUGCUGUCUUACUUGUGCUACAGUUCAGUAUGAUCAGCCCUCACCAAUUGACCCAAUUUUCUGUUCCACUGAUCAUAAGGAAUAUGGCAUUAAAGGGAGAACAAGAGCAGUUAUGCUUACAGACUUGGGAAGAUUGCAAUGUACCAUGCAUUCAAACUGGAACUGUUCUGAUGUUAGUGGUUACAAAAGAUAAAUUUUGCCAGCUGCACAUUAAUAAACCUUGUGCUUUAUUAUGCUUUGCAGAAUACAUAUACCAAAGUACAAAAACAGAAUGACAUCACUGCCGGAGGUUUUGGAUUGUUAAAGCAACACAUGCUUGAUUUGUAUUUUCUUUUCCCCCUUUCUGUUCACACGUUGACCAAACUUCUGCUACCCCACAUGGUGAAGACAAGUUCGUAGCAGUGCAAAGCUCUUAUAACAUAGCAGCCCUGAUUCUGUUCUCAUUCUAUUCCUAUAGUCAAAUUCUUACUUAGAACAAUAAAAAUGCAAAACAUAAAAUAUUGCAUCCAGGAUACUUUUCAAAAGAACUCAAGUUCUUUGUUAGUGCCAACUGUGCCAGUUAGUUGAGCAAUGGUCAAGUCCUUGGUGCACAUUGCUCCCGCCAAAUUAUUGUUUGUGAAGGGUAACCAGAUUAUUUUUCAGCACUGGUACAGUGUCAGCGGUGUCACUUUUUAUGCUGUGACCCUUCAUAUGUGCCUGCUUGUUAAUGCAGUUGACAAACUUGAAGCAAUAUUUAUUCACCCUUGUUGUUCAUGCUCAGGCACACAUUAAUCACCUGUUAGCAAAUGUUAAUGUUCCCAAGAUGCUCUUGUUGUUAGCAUAAUGUCUUAGUAACGGUUGUUGCCAUAAGCAUAUAGCAUGCUUACUGUGAGUGUAGUGCCAGAAAGUGAGCCUUUUAAGCUACUUAAACCAUGUACACAUAAUUUAGAAAGGUGGGGUAAUCUGCCACACACACUGUAGCGCGACACUUCAAAAGAGGAAAUGAGAUCGAACAAGGGAGUUGAUUGAGGAGUCAAGUGAAGGUACACUUCGAAUGUAGUUAAUUCGAAUGAGUGCAUGCAUGGUUCGCGAGCACUGCUUUAUGCACAUUUAGGAAGACGUAAUGCUAGUAAUAGUCUGAGAGAUGUGCCCAGUUGCAGCUUGUGGGUCCCACAUUUCCCUGUAUGGUACAGGUACAGCAUAUGUAUCGGGUUGUGUUGGAAUGUUUGGGGCACAGUUCUUCUGCACACCGCAUUGUUAAAAUAUACUGCAAGCAACGUAACAUAUGUAAAACCCUGUGCAUUGAGCAUAUUGUGCACAUUUGUGUUGCAGUGAAAUUGGUCAAGAUUAUGUUCAUUCAUCCACCAAUGCUGCACUUUUGACAAUCAACUUUUAACCUACUAAUAUUUAAAGAAUACCUUGGAAAAAAUUAUCUGUGUUGUGGAAGUAUGUCUUAACUGUUUGAUGCUAGUUUGCAAAACACCGCUGCAAUUUACGUGAAGUACAGUUUAUGCGAAAGUAGUCACCUUCAUGCAUUACGCAUAUUCAUAGAAGUCAUCUUAAAGAAAUACUGAAAAAUUUUUUUUCUCUCGCUUCCUUUUGCUUUAGUUGAACAUCAGCUUUGUAAUCGUGGUAUGGGUCUUCAAUUAACAAAGCAUUAAUUAUAUCAUCUUUUAAUGCAAUCACAGUUCGAAAUGCGUGCCAAGUGGAGCACAGCCUGAGGCAUAGGGCAUGUUCAGUGGGCCUCCUAAUUACCAACAAAAAUUGGAUGCAGUGGUCAUGUGGUGGCACAGACUACUGACAGAUUCAUUAGUCAUCCGAGUGCAGCAAUUGCAAGCCACACCGUGACGGUGCUGCUGAAAGCUGGGCAUACGCUGCCACAUCAUCCAUUUCUUCCUCCUCCAUGUUUGACACAAGAGAGGCUUGGUCCUCUGCUGUCGGUUCUCUCAGAAUGCAGAGCAACCCCCCCCCCCCCCCCCAGACUUUCUUUGCACUAUUAAGCCCGACCCUCAUAGAACGAAUUUCCGGCGUCCAAGCGGCGAACUUCAUCCGACGGCGGCCGCUCGUCGGCCACCGUCGGAAAUCAGGACGCGUGCCACCAACUUGGAGGGGAUAUCUUCGCCCGCCGCCGGAAGCGUUCAGUGCGCGGCGACAAGCCCGAUCCAAUCAGGAGGCAGCACUUCCGGCCGUUGCAUCAUGGGAUUGAGUUGACGUAAAACAUGGCGGCGGUCCCGGUCGCCCACUUCGAACUGAAUUUGGCAUUUUCGUAUAAUUCACUUCGUUCGUAUCAAAUGACUGCGCAAACGGCUUUUGCUUAGUCUCAUGCCGCUUCGACGAGAGAGUGUUAUAGCUAAUCUUGAGCAAUUUUCGAGAUCGCUUCUCGUUUCGAACGCGCCUAAGCCUAACGAGAGAAAUUUUCUUUGGGAUGCGAGCGCCACCUGUCGGUAAAGUUGGGAGAUAGGUGCGACGACGGCAUAUAGCCUCUGAGAUAAGAAUAUUUCGGAGGUUAUGCUAGACAGCUUGUACUGCUUGUCUGUUUCGCUGCAGAUCGGCGGACAAGGGAGGUAAAAAUAGAACGCGCUCCUGGCUUCCAUUGCACUGCCUCUCGCACUUUCCGGAUGCACACACACAUAGAAUUACUUAGGUGCCCUAUGUAUGCGAAAUUCAAAGCGUAAUGGAAUAGCUUCCCACACGUUAACUACGCUAUCACACUAUACUAAAACUCUCUGCAAAGUUUGUUUGCGGAACGGUAACGCUAUUUCCCUUAACCACGCUAUUACGCUUACGUUAAACUAAAACUGUCUAAUGACACUACCCACUGUAUCCGCAUGGGCACAAUUUUGGCAGAGCCAAGCUGUUUUCUGCGCUUUCUGGAGGUUGCGAAUAGCCAAGCGUAAAAGGGAGAAGAACUAACUCAAUAAAAAAUAUAAAACAUUAAGUUAUGACGUUAUUAAGUGUCGCAACAUGCUAAACCUUACUGUGGAUUAGAUUUAAAAAACAGUAAUCUCCUGCUUCACGGCUGGCCAAAUUGAUAGCGGCUUGGCGGCGUUCGCCGCUGGAUCAUCGCAUGAGGGGCGGUGAGGCGAAAACAUGGCGGCGCGUCUCGCUACAUUUCUUGACGCGCGAACAUCGUCGAGGAAGUUCGCUCCAUGAGGAUCGGGCUUUAUCCAGUUGAGUGCUUAAUAUUUUGGCAUUUGGCAACACGUUCAUGGAGUGGCUAGCACUCUAACUGACCCAUAUGCCAGUUGUUUGUGAUACCAAUGAUCAACGUCUCCGAGGACUUCAGUGAUGUAACGAAGAAGCCUGCUUCAAUUCCAAGCCGAUGUCGUGCAGCACUUGCCGUACAUUUAGAAUGGGUUGCAUUACAGUAUGAUGUAAUUAACUAUUUGUUGCACUGUCAUCGAAUUGAGGCUUCAUGCCAUAAGAAAUCGGUCGACAUCAAUCCCUUAAAAGAAAAAAAAAACGAGAGGGAAACCUUGUGUCAAUGCUCUUUUAAGCAUGCCCGAUAGUCGUGUAUACGAUCACUGUGGUGUGUGCCCAUCUCUUCAGAAGGAACACAAUGGAAACCAGCGUACCAGUGCGUGGCACAUUUGCACAGGCAGGUUUGAGCAGGACUCUUAUGUGCAAAGCCAAUCCACCCACUAAGUGGAUACUUCAGGUGGAUUGGCGUCUUGGUGCAUUGUCCUAUGUCAGAUGCAAAGUUGCAUAAAGUGACCAUUCCCACAUAUGCCACAGACAAUGCUUUGCUUCUUUGCAAAGUGCUUAUGUGGUUCUGAAGGCCGCACAAACAAGAGAUGUUAUGUUCUUUUGCACUGUCACACUUAGGAAUGUCUGUGUAGCACUGUUGAAGUUACCCAUCUAAUGGAUAGCACAAGGCCUUGUGGUGCUGCUGCCAGAUUCCAAAUACUAAAAAAAAAAACAUCAGCAGGCAUCCAUGUGCAUUUCUCCAACAAUGGGCAUUCAUAGGCACCAGCUCACUGUCUCUCAUGGCGAGUUGCCUAACAUACAAGCAUGUGCAAGCUUUUGUCUGAGCAACUGAUUACUACUUUACAUGCUGUAGUGUGUUCAUCAGAAAAAAGAAAGCUUGUGUUAUGCUGACAUUGUAACUAUGCUAAUUCUGACAUAGCAUAGGCACACAAUGAAAAAUCUAUACAAUAUUAUUGUACUUGGCUACUAUGGCUCUCCAACAGUGACGGCUAUUUGAAUAAGACUACCCAAAACGUGCCUUGGCUGACAAACAAGCUCAAGUUGCACUAGAACAUCAAUAGUUGUUCAGUGGCUGUGCAACUAAGAGGCGUGUGCACAUAGCUGUCUGCUCUGCAUUCCUCCCUGCUACACGUUAUCAAUCUUGGCUCUAUUUUUCCUUCACAGAGAAAGGCUGUAGUACUUUGUCUAUGGCGCAAGUUCACUCACAACUGUUAUCACUGUUCUACUCGCAGACGUAUGCACACAGCUACCUUGAUCACAAACACUUGUACAUAGCAGAUCUGCCUUGAAGUGCGCUGGUGUUAUACAUUGCAAUAGUGGACAUCACUAUUUGUGCAUUUCCUUUCAUUCGUUUUACUGCUAGCAAGCAUUUUCGUGUAAGGCGGCUUACUUAUUACCUUUUCACCAUUAUUGAUCACCAUGUGCUAUCCUGAGCAAUGUGAAAAGUGCACACGCUUUGCAUUGUCUCUGUGUCUUUCUUGAAAGCAGGCUCCUUUUCUUGUCAGCAUUAUAAUCUACUAGUCUUCUGUCACUCAGUGACAAGCUUUGCAUAGUGCACAUAAAUUCACUUGUAUAGCAUGCAUAUUAUCAGGCUUAGUGCUGUUCAAGAUGCCCUUAAGGAAAUGUACUCAUCAUGGGACCUCCUGGCAAAAGCACGUUGGCAGGUUAGGAUUCAUUAUAAUGCUGUGCAGCAUGACGAGACAAGGAUAGACAAGAAAAUGGCGCAAACACUUCACUUCUGUGUUUUUACAGAAUGAAAAUGACGGAGAAGGAAAUGACAGCACUUCUGUCAUUUUCUUCUCUGUCCUCAUCUAGUCAUGCUGCAGUGUUAUCAUGAACCUAAUGGCAUUGUAUCUGCAACUUACUCCACAAUGUUUCAUGUGUGAUAAAAACAAAAACACCUGCAUGCAUAUUGUGGACCCGAAGAUUGUAGCAUGAGAAUUGACCAAGAGUUUUAAAGAUUGUAUGACGAACCCUGUGCUCAUAAUAAAUCAUUUUUGCAUCACUGUUAA
Dermacentor silvarum is the source of this 18700-nucleotide messenger RNA. RefSeq names its product Ca(2+)/calmodulin-responsive adenylate cyclase. Gene Ontology annotation, molecular function: adenylate cyclase activity. The transcript has 22 exons. Bases 602 to 5314 code for a protein of 1570 amino acids. NCBI's taxonomy places the organism in Eukaryota, Metazoa, Arthropoda, Arachnida, Ixodida, Ixodidae. The record is from RefSeq and is a predicted model, not a curated record. Gene Ontology annotation, biological process: adenylate cyclase-activating G protein-coupled receptor signaling pathway; cAMP biosynthetic process; intracellular signal transduction. Gene Ontology annotation, cellular component: plasma membrane.